Camelina sativa (false flax) is the source of this 1360-nucleotide messenger RNA. RefSeq lists its product as uncharacterized. The record is from RefSeq and is a predicted model, not a curated record. Lineage: Eukaryota; Viridiplantae; Streptophyta; Magnoliopsida; Brassicales; Brassicaceae.
UGGUUUUGUAAAUCUAAUGUUUACAUAUUCUGCAAAUCGGUUUCUCUAGUGCUAACUUGUUUUCUUUUCUAUUUUUUAACCUAGUUUAGGAUCGAUCAUGGAUUUCGUGGAUUCAGAGACACAACCACCUGAUGAUUUACCACAGCUGGAAACUGAUUACAACAUGCCUCCUCCACUUGCUCCAGAAUGUAAACGCUACAAAUGGAAAAUAGAAGUCAUUGAUACGAAUGGAAAUAUAGAAGGCAAACUGAUGACAUCUGGAGAUGUCUGGAAAUUGCAAGACAGUCAAGUUAUUGUGCAUUUCGAUGUAGAUACAAGUCAACCAAUUGGAGAUUCAGGAGGUUUACUUGGAUCAUGGUUAGGUCAAUUAAGCACUGAUGUGCGAUUGCUACCCAUUGACUACGCCGAUUGGAGGUUGGUUAGUUCUAAUAUAAAAGAAAAAGCAUGGGAAUUAGUUCAGUCCAAAUUCAAAUUUGAUGAUCCUAUGAGGAGAAAAGCAUAUGUAAUGAGUGCACUAGGUAGUCGAUGCAAGGAUGUCAAAUUACGUCUUUGGAAAGAACACAAAAAAAGUAAUCUGAUUGAAACGUUGAGGAAUCGACCCGAGAAAAUUCCUGAAAAUCAAUGGUCUCAUUUCGUUCACAAGAGGUUCACUGAAAAGUGGAAGAAAAUGCAAGAGCGGAAUACAAGGAGCCAAAAAAACAAUACCAUGCCUCACUUAUGUGGAAGAAAGAGUUUUUCAAGAAAAAGAAAUGAGAUUAAAGUCAAGAUCGGAAAAACACCAUGUCGAGCCGAAUUUUUCAUUGAGACUCGCAAGAAACCUGAUGGAACCUUUGUGUCUGAGGAGGCGAAAAUACGCGCGGAGGCACUCACCACGUUGAUGGAGCAAAAUCCGCAAGUCCCGAGCAAUGUUACUGCUAGAUUGGAUGAUGAAUAUGCUCAAGUGUUUGGUCCAGAGUCUUCAGGACGAGUUCGUUGUGUUGGCCGUGGACCCACACCUUCAAAAUUAAUGAGACACUCGACGGCUGCAACUACACAAGAGAUAGAGAAUUCUGAAACAGUUACCCAGCUGAGGACACAAUUGAAAGUUUUAGCAGAUCAGGUUAAGGCAAUGUCUACAUUCGUUGGACAAAUACUUGGUAAUUCAACUGGCGAACAGGCAACUGCAUGGGCUGUAAAUUUUGCAACAGCUUUUGCGAACAUACCAAAUCCAGCCUUUGUAAACAUUCCAAAUCCACCGAAUCCUCGGGAAUUGGAUGAUGGUGCCAAUGAUAAACGCUAGAUGCUUAAGCAUUCAACCAAAUGCUAGUCAUCAUCAUCUACGUACGAUGAUCAACAUCUGUUUGUCACAACAUUUUAGCCU